Saccharomycodes ludwigii is the source of this 1320-nucleotide messenger RNA. RefSeq lists its product as uncharacterized. The transcript has a single exon. NCBI's taxonomy places the organism in Eukaryota, Fungi, Ascomycota, Saccharomycetes, Saccharomycodales, Saccharomycodaceae. The record is from RefSeq and is a predicted model, not a curated record. Bases 1 to 1320 code for a protein of 439 amino acids.
AUGAGCCCUCGAUCCAAUAAUCAUAAUACACUAAACUCAGCUAUUUCUAAUAUAUUUGAGGAUGAACUUGGACGACAUUCAUUAUUAUCAGUUUCCUCUUCUUCUCCUUCUUCCCCUCUCCCAUCCUUUUCUCAACAGAUACAACAAAAGGAAUUCGGUACACAUGGUAAAAAGAGGUCUAUUAUCAAUACCACUUCAUCAGCUGAUAAUCAGGAGUUCGAACAUACAAAAAAAUUUUAUAAUGACACAAACCUAUCGAAAUUCGAGUAUUUUAAUGAUAAGGCAAGUUUAAAUGAUGCUGUAUAUUUAAAUGAUUCGGGCUUAGUAGUAAAAAAUAAGAAAUUAUUUGAUAAUUGGGAGAAUAAGUUAGAGGAGUGGAGUGAUGAUUUACAUAAAAGUUGGAAAAUUCACCAAGAUGCUCGAUUAAUGGAUGUAGAACAUAAUUUUCAAAAUUUUUGCACGCUUUUGGACACCAACGAGGCCUACAAUGGCAAUUCGAACAACACAAACUCAACAAUACAGAGAACCUCUGUCCCAAGUAAAAGUAGUUCUAAACCAAGUUAUAGAUAUGACUCAAUAUCUUCCGCUGGUACCAGCUAUAACAGUAUCGAUAUGCAGAAACGAAAGCAAAAAUAUUAUAGUAACAAUAGUCGUAGUAGUAGUAGUAGCGGUAACGAAAAGCAUGAUUUUCAUGCAAAUGCUACCUCACAGCUUAUUGAUCUUCCCAUUAAUAAUACCAAUGACAAUAUAAAAUUGCCAACCAAACACAAUAAAAUCAUAGCAUAUCCUAAUCCAAAUAGUAGUGCCAACCUACCUGCUACCAAAAGCUCAAUUACUGAUAUACGAUCAAACUUGAAUCCUUCAUUGAAAUUUGUACAAAUGUAUAACACAAAAAAGACGAAAAACAGUAAUUUAACUGAUUUAAAUCCAGAACGAUCUUCUUUUAUGAAUGUUCUAGGCAUUACUUCUACUAAAACUACUAAAAAGAAGAAGGGUGCUAGGAAGGCUAAAGAAAAAUCUAUCAAAGAAGAAAGUAAGAAUGCUUCUCAUACCGCUUUCCAAAAAAAUAAUAAAGAUAAUAACCAUGGCGGCGUAAUUAGACAUUUUAGUGCAUUUUCACAUAAUGUCACGCCUCUUACAUACGACCCGAGUCCUUAUAAACCAGUACAGAAAAUUACUGAUGGUGGAAUAUGUAACGAUGGAAAAUAUGAUCAACAUAAACGGAAAUAUCAUGAACAACAAGGUGAAUAUAGUUUUGAUAGUACAGGUGCUGAAAGUUCGAACGAUGACAUAGAUAGUAUAAUUGAAUUUUAUCGUUAA